Glycine soja is the source of this 2400-nucleotide messenger RNA. RefSeq lists its product as uncharacterized. Bases 1 to 2400 code for a protein of 799 amino acids. NCBI's taxonomy places the organism in Eukaryota, Viridiplantae, Streptophyta, Magnoliopsida, Fabales, Fabaceae. The transcript is spliced from 2 exons. The record is from RefSeq and is a predicted model, not a curated record.
AUGGAUCGGAGUUGGAUGAAAAGACCACGCAUAACUGAAGAGUACGAGAAUGGGGUUGAAGAUUUCUUGCAAUUUGCCAAACAAAAUGCUCCAGACUUUCAUGGGGUAUACUUCUGUCCAUGUGUGAAAUGUUUGAAUGGUCGACGGCAAUCUUUGGAUGACAUUAGAACACAUCUGAUAUGUGAUGGUAUCUGUCCUACUUAUACAAGAUGGAUAUGGCAUGGUGAGUUAUCAGAAAUGUCAUCAACCCCUGGAAAUGUUGGAGUUCAUGAAGAAGUUGGUGAUCAUAUAAAAGACAUGCUACGCGAUCUUGGACAAGAGGGUUUUAGGCAAACACAUGCACCAUAUUAUGAAAAGUUAGAUAAUGAUUCAAAGACACCGUUGUAUGUCGAAUGCACUAAGUAUACACGGUUGUCAGGGGUGUUAGCUUUGGUGAAUUUGAAAGUAAGAUUUGGGUGGAGUGACAAAAGCUUCAACGAAUUACUGUUGUUAUUGAAGAAUAUGCUUCCUGAAGAUAACACGCUACCGAAGAAUCAUUACGAAGCAAAGAAGAUAUUAUGUCCUGUUGGAAUGGAAUACCAAAAAAUACAUGCUUGCCCUAACGAUUGUAUCUUGUAUAGGCAUGAGUAUGCUGAACUGCGCAACUGCCCUACAUGUGGCGUGUCACGCUACAAAGUGAAUUCCAACGAUUGCGGUGAAGAUGCAACCACAUACAAAGAUCGUCCAUCUAAAGUUUGUUGGUAUCUUCCAGUAAUACCAAGGUUUAAGCGAUUGUUUGCUAAUGCAGAAGACGCGAAAAAUCUAACAUGGCAUGCUGAUGGCAUGAUCAAAGAUGGAUUGCUCCGUCAUCCUACUGAUUCUCCUCAAUGGAAAACAAUUGAUCAGCUGUAUCCAGAGUUUAGCCAAGAUCCCAGAAACCUAAGGGUUGGUCUUGCUUCGGAUGGAAUGAAUCCAUUUGGAAACUUAAGCUGCAAUCAUAGUUCGUGGCCUGUUUUGCUAAUAAUCUACAACCUCCCUCCUUGGUUGUGCAUCAAGCGGAAGUACAUUAUGAUGUCUAUGAUGAUAGCUGGUCCAAGACAACCAGGAAAUGACAUUGAUGUGUAUCUUGCUCCCUUGAUUGAAGACCUCAGAAAAUUGUGGGUAGAAGGGGUUGAUGUGUAUGAUGGGAAUGCUCAUGAGACCUUCAAGUUGCGUGCCUUGAUAUUUUGUACCAUUAAUGACUUUCCAGCAUAUGGUAAUUUGAGUGGAUAUAGUGUGAAAGGCCACCAUGCAUGUCCCAUAUGUGAGAAAGACACAAGUUACAUCCAAAUAAAGCAUGGCAAAAAGACAGUGUAUACAAGACACCGAAGAUUUUUAAAACCUUUUCACCCAUAUAGGCGAAUGAAGAAAGCCUUUAAUGGGACAUCUGAGAUUGACAGUGCACCGAUUCCUUUGUCAGGUGUUGAAGUUCUUGAUCGGCAAUUAUUGUCUGUUGCCAUUCGUGGUAUAUUGCCUGACAAAGUAAGGGUUGCAAUAACUCGAUUGUGUUUUUUCUUCAAUGCCAUCUGUAGCAAAGUCAUCGACCCGAAACAGUUGGAUGAUUUGGAAAAUGAGGCUUCGAUUAUCAUUUGUCAGUUGGAGAUGUAUUUUCCACCAGCCUUUUUUGACAUAAUGGUUCACUUGGUUGUUCAUCUGGUUCGAGAAAUACGGUUUUGCGGGCCCGUGUAUCUGCGAUGGAUGUAUCCGGUGGAGCGGUACAUGAAGGUAUUGAAAAGUUAUACCAAGAAUCAAUAUCGGCCAGAAGCAAGCAUUGUUGAAAGGUACGUGGCAGAAGAAACUAUUGAGUUUUGUUCUGACUACAUUGAAAAUGCUUCACCUGUGGGUCUUCCUCUAAGCCGUCACGAGUCUAGCCACCAAGGUAGGGGGACACGAGGAUUCAAUGUUGUAACCAUGGAUCGCCAACAACUGUCACAAGCACAUUUAUAUGUACUAAACAACACAGCUGAAGUUAUACCAUACAUAGAUGCUCACAAAGAAUAUGUUACAACUUGUCACCCAACCAUGAAUAUGAUGCGUGUGUUGCAAGAGCACAAUAAGAGUUUCGUCAAUUGGUUUAGAAAAACAAUAUUUGCUAGCGACAACGCUUCUAAGACAUUAUCAUUGUUAGUUGUUGGGCCUAAUCUCAAUGUCUUAACUUGGAAGGGGUAUGAUAUCAACAAUUAUUCUUUCUACACAAAAUCCCAGGAUGAUAACAGCACUAUACAAAACUGUGGAGUAACGAUUGAUGCUCAUUCGGAGCACUUUAGUAGUGCAUUAGAUAAUCAUCCUAUUCGAGCAUCCAUGCCUUAUUAUGGACUAAUUAAGGAAAUCUGGGAGCUUGAUUAUGGUGAAUUUAGAGUGCCUGUUUUCAAGUGCCAAUAG